CCACCCUUCUCCAACAUGAAGUUCCUUAUCGUCUUCGUCGCCCUCUUCGCCAUGGCCGUGGCCCGCCCCAACGAGUCAGCGAUCUUGAGGCAGGAUUCCGAUGUGCAGCCCGACAAGUGGAGCUCCAUCCUGGAGACCAGCGACGGCACCAAGAUCGACCUGAAUGGUGCCCUUAAGGACGUUGGUACCGAGCACGAGGCCGCCGUCGUUCACGGAUCCUACUCCUGGGUGGAUGAGAAGACCGGCGAGAAGUUCACCGUCACCUACGUGGCCGAUGAGAACGGAUUCCAGCCCCAGGGCGCCCAUCUGCCCGUGGCCCCACCUUCAACGAUCUACAACGCCCUCAACAUGAAAUUCGCCAUCGUCCUGUUCGCCCUCUUCGCCGUGGCCGCUGCCCGCCCCAACGAUUUCAAUCCUGCGGUCGUGCACCAGGAUGUGGAGAUCCAGCCCGAGGGCUUUAAGUUUGAAUUUGAGACCAGCGAUGGCAAGAAGCACCAGGAGCAGGGUCAACUGAAGAACGUCGGAACCGAGCAAGAGGCCAUCGCCGUUAAGGGCUCCUACUCCUACACCGACGACGAAGGUAAUGUCCACAGUGUCAGCUACACCGCCGAUGAGAACGGAUUCCAACCCGAGGGUGCUGAUAUACAUAAACCCUAAGUUUAAAGAGUAUAAAUAAAUUGUUAAAAAAAUAAAUAGUCAUUGUUUGGAUCUUAAA
Molecule: messenger RNA, 715 nt
Organism: Drosophila rhopaloa
Lineage: Eukaryota; Metazoa; Arthropoda; Insecta; Diptera; Drosophilidae
Exons: 3
Coding region: 16-657 (213 amino acids)
Cellular component (GO): chitin-based extracellular matrix
Molecular function (GO): structural constituent of chitin-based larval cuticle
Source: RefSeq, a predicted model, not a curated record